AUCGCGAGCUCUUGUUUCAAUCGAUGUCGUCAGACGGACGCAGGACGGCGCGCGUCAAACCUUUGACCUUCCACUGUAAAUAUUGUCAAACGAAAGUAGUCAGGAACGGGCUGGAAUUGCAAUGUAAAACAGCCUCGUUCGAGCCAACAUAACAAUAAAUGCUCUCGUCGUGUCACUUUUCAAGGGACCGAUCAACUUUGCCUUUAAACCACCCCGCGUCGGAGGUGGUCAUACUUUUCUGCUUUCGAGGCGACCACCCUGUAACCUUCACGUCGUCCACUAUCGCGACAUUUUACGGGAUACGCGUAUUUUUAUUUUUUUUUUCCGUCCCAAAGUCACUUGGCCUUUUCUUUGAGUGCGUUGCGAAUAUGAUGAUGUCACCGACGCCACUUUUUCCUGAAGUUAUGGCGGAGCACCAUUUUCACAACUUCUCUUAGUAAUGACCAUUGAGAGCACUUGGCUUUACUGAUGGAGCACCUCCAGGGAGCAUGGAAGACACUGAGCAAUGGCUUUGGAAUGAAGGACUCUGCUUUUGAGGGUCCGUGCCUUUCACCGACCAUGGUCCAGGGAUUUCCCUGCCAGCGCCGCUCCUCAGAUGACAGCAAGAUACCCGACUCGAAGACUAGCAGCACCAUCCGUGUCUACCUCCCAAACCAGCAGCGCACUGUGGUGAACGUACGGCCAGGUGUGACUCUGCAGAACUGUCUGAUUAAAGCCUUAAUGGUGCGAGGCCUGCAGCCUCAGUGUUGUGCUGUUUUCAGACUUCAUCCUGGGCAGAGCAGUAAAAAACUACGGAUGGACUGGAAUACAGACUCAACCUCCCUGAUUGGUGAAGAGUUGCUGGUGGAAGUUUUAGAUCAUGUGCCUCUGACCACACAUAAUUUUGUCCGGAAAACAUAUCUGAAGCUAGCGUUCUGUGACAUUUGCCAAAAGUUUCUUUUGAACGGUUUCCGUUGCCAAACGUGUGGCUAUAAGUUCCAUGAGCAUUGCAGUACCAAAGUACCCACAAUGUGUGUGGACUGGAGCAAUAUCCGACAACUCCUUUUAUGUCCAACACCUGGUGAGAGUGGUGCACCGUCACUUCCCCCGUUAACAUCUCGGCGAAUGAGAGAAUCAUUAACUCGCUUUCCAAGCUCUGCCCACCGAUAUUCAACGCCCCAUGCCUUCAACUAUGCCACGCCGUACUCGCCCACAGGCAGCAGUCUCUCCCAGAGGCAACGCUCCACUUCGACGCCAAACGUCCACAUGGUUAGCACAACCCUGCCUGUAGACAGCAGUAUGAUUGAGCUAGACUGCCUGAAUACCUUCCCCACCUCCUGGUGCCAUAGAUUCUGGCUGAAGAGAAAAGAUGCAAUGCGAGAUCACGACUCGGCUGGAAGUUCCCCCAACCAGAGUCCUACUGGCUGGUCCCAGUCCCAAGCCAAAACCCCUGCACCGGCACACAGAGAGAGGGCUACGUCCUUCAAUACUCAGGAGAAGAAUAAAAUUAGGCCUCGGGAGAAGUGGGAUUCUAGUUACUACUGGGAGAUUGAAGCCAGUGAGGUGUAUCUCCAGUCCCGCAUUGGUUCAGGCUCUUUUGGAACUGUAUACAAAGGGAAAUGGCAUGGCGAUGUAGCAGUGAAGAUUUUAAAGGUGACCAACCCCACUCCAGAGCAGUUUCAGGCAUUCAGAAAUGAAGUAGCUGUCCUGAGAAAAACAAGACAUGUCAACAUCCUGUUGUUUAUGGGCUACAUGACGAAGGAUAACCUGGCCAUUGUGGCCCAGUGGUGUGAGGGCAGCAGCCUCUACAAACACAUUCAUGUCCUGGAGACAAACUUCAAGAUGAUCCAGCUUAUAGACAUCUCCAGGCAGAUAGCUCAGGGCAUGGACUAUCUACAUGCAAAGAACAUCAUUCAUCGUGACAUGAAGUCCAACAACAUAUUUUUGCAUGAAGGGCUGACUGUGAAAAUUGGCGACUUCGGUCUUGCAACGGUAAAGGCCCGGUGGAGCGGCUCUCAUCAGGUGGAGCAGCCUUCUGGGUCUAUUCUCUGGAUGGCUCCUGAAGUCAUACGGAUGCAGGAUAACAAUCCCUACAGCUUCCAAUCAGAUGUCUAUUCCUAUGGAAUUGUUCUUUUCGAGCUCAUGACAGGAGAGCUCCCAUACGCCCAGAUAGCUAACAGAGAUCAGAUUAUCUUCAUGGUGGGACAUGGCUAUCUGUCACCUGACCUCAGUAAACUCUACAAGAACUGCCCCAAAGCCAUGAAAAGGUUGGUCGCUGACUGCAUCAAGAAGUCCAAGGAUGAGAGGCCGCUCUUCCCACAGAUCCUGUCCUCGAUCGAGCUUCUUCAGCAUGCCUUGCCUAAGAUAAACCACAGUGCCUCAGAACCGUCCCUACACAGAGCCUCUCACACCGAGGGUAUCAACGCUUGUACUCUGACCUCCACCAGACAUUGGACAGCACUGCCCCGUCUACUGUCACAACAAUGUCCCUUCGAACUCAGCACAACAAUGAUCACUACACCCAAACCGCACCAUAUACAAUACUUAAUGCAUUUUUGAUCAGUAUGAUAGGGAAGGCGAAGAGGAGGGAGCAAACAGGGAUAGCGAUGCAGUAGGAUUUACAAAUGAAAAGGGUGGAGGCAGAGCCUACCCUAUUGCUGCACAUCAGACAUCAUAAUGCAAGUUUCGCUAUGUAAAUAUACACGUACAUUUACCUAAAAUGACAACAAAUGGACAUUGAAGGAGCUCGAGUGUCUGCUUGACUUUAAGCACACGCAACUACAACCCCAAUUCCAAUGAAGUUGGGAUGUUAAACAAAAAAACAGAUUACAAUGAUUUGCAAAUCAUGUUCAACCUAUAUUUAAUUCAAUACACUACAAAGUCAAGAUAUUUAAUGUUCAAACUGAUAAACUUUAUUGUUUUUAGCAAAUAAUCACUAACUUAGAAUUUUAUGGCUGCAACACGUUCCCAAAAAGCUGGGACAGGUGGGAAAAAAGACUGAGAAAGUUGAGGAAUGAUCAUCAAACACCUUUUUGGAACAUCCCACAGGUGAACAGGCUAAUUGGGAACAGGUGGGUGCCAUUAUUUGGUAUAAAAGGAGCUUCCCUUAAUUGCUCAGUCAUUCACAAGCAAAGAUGGGGCGAGGUUCACCUCUUUGUGAACAAGUGCGUGAGAAAAUUGUCGAACAGUUUAAGGACAAUGUUCCUCAACGUACAAUUGCAAGGAAUUUAGGGAUUUCAUCAUCUACGGUCCAUAUCAUCAAAAGGUUCAGAGAAUCUGGAGAAAUCACUGCAUGUAAGCGGGAAGGCCAAAAACCAACAUUGAAAGCCUGUGACCUUGGAUCCCUCAGGCGGCACUGUACAGUUCAGAAAACCAAUGUCAGUAAAUACAGUUUGGCGCUACAUCUGUAAGUGGAACUUGAAACUACUACUAUGCAAAGCAAAAGCCAUUUAUCAACAACACCCAGAAACGCCGCCAGCUUCUCUGGGCCCGAUUUAAUCUAAGAUGGACUGAUGCAAAGUGGAAAAAUGUUCUGUGGUCCGACGAGUCCACAUUUCAAAUUGUUUUUGGAAAUUGUGGACGUCGUGUCCUCCGGGCCAAAAAGGAAAAGAACCAUCCGGACUGUUAUGGACGCAGCUUUUUUGGAAUGUGUUACAGCAAAUUCUAAGUUAAUGAUUAUUUGCUAAAAACAAAGUAUCAGUUUGAACAUUAAAUAUCUUGGUUUUUUUUUGUAGUGUAUUCAAUUAAAUAUAGGUUGAACAUGAUUUGCAAAUCAUUGGGGUUGUAUUUGGCCGCCCAUUUUUUUUUUCUUUUUUUAAGAGUACUCUUUUUAAGAACUCAGCUGCUUUAAGAGGAAAUCCACAAUGAUCUUUUUUUUGGAAUUAAUAUUUUGCAUUGUCUUACAAGAUAAUGGAACAGAUACGGGAAAUGUUUUUUUUGGGCCAUUUGUCAUCUUUUACGUCUAGUUUUUGUUUUCAAGUCACAUUGACGCAACUGAAGCCUGUCAAAUGAGCACAGGAAACAAUGGAAGUCCAUGAAUUUGCACAUUUUGGCAAAAGUAGUAGUUUCCUUUCGCAGUCAACAACAGUAUCUGAUGUUCCACACGUUCUUUGCAAUUGCUGCAACGAGCUGGACGUUCAGGUAGUUUUGAAUAUUUAAAGUGAUUUGGAAACUAAUUUGUAUUUGUUUAUCAUGUCUCAUUGAGCAGGUCAAAUGUGUUGUCAGCUUGGUAAGAAAGUUGCUAUUUCACUAUUUUAAUAAAAUAAAAUUUGCCAAACCA
Messenger RNA from Phyllopteryx taeniolatus (common seadragon), 4258 nucleotides. RefSeq names its product Raf-1 proto-oncogene, serine/threonine kinase a (gene raf1a). Gene Ontology annotation, cellular component: mitochondrion; plasma membrane; cytosol. Lineage: Eukaryota; Metazoa; Chordata; Actinopteri; Syngnathiformes; Syngnathidae. The coding region runs from base 469 to 2538 and encodes 689 amino acids. The record is from RefSeq and is a predicted model, not a curated record. Gene Ontology annotation, biological process: signal transduction; protein phosphorylation. The transcript is spliced from 18 exons. Gene Ontology annotation, molecular function: ATP binding; protein kinase activity.